GAAAAGAGAGAGAGAGAGAAGUGGUGGCGGUUUCUAUUCCCAUGGCCACCCUUCGCUCCUUCAUCUCCUCCUUCUCUUCUUCUUCUUCUUCUUCUUCUUCUUCUUCUUCUUCUCUUCCGCUGCUUCGCUCUCCUUCUCCUCCUCCUCCUCCUCCUCCUCCUCCGCCUAUCUUCCGCCGCGUCGCUAACCCCAGAAGAUUCUCGCGCCUCGUUCUCGCUUCUUCUUCGUCGUCUCCGCCUUCUCCUUUCGACGAUCUCGGAAGGCCAACGCGUCCGGUUCAGUCCUCCAAGAAAUCGGUGGUGUCGAAUUUGAUACAAGAGAUAGAGCCCUUGAACGUGAGCCUUAUUCAGAAAGAUGUUCCGCCUACGACUGUGGAUGCUAUGAAGAGGACUAUCUCGGGCAUGCUGGGCUUACUUCCGUCUGAUCAAUUCCAAGUUGUUAUUGAGGCUCUAUGGGAACCACUCUCCAAGUUGUUGGUUUCUUCAAUGAUGACCGGGUAUACUCUAAGGAAUGCUGAAUAUAGACUUUGCCUAGAACGAAAUUUUGAUGUAUCUGAAGAAAAUCUUGAAAAGCAAACAUCAGAAGAUUCUAAAAUUUUGCUUGAAAGUGCAAACCUAAUCAAAUUUCAUGCAAAAGACGAGUUGUCACCUAAGGCUGGAGAAGUCAUGGAAGAUCCAUUGGAGAAUCUUGAUAUUCAAGGCCUUGGCGAAGUGUCACAGGAGGUUCAACAAUAUAUUCUCCAUUUGCAGGCUCAUUUGUCUUCUGCCAAAAAGGAACUCCAUGAUGUCAAAAGGAAAAGUGCUGCCCUUCAAAUGCAACAGUUUGUUGGGGAAGAAAAGAAUGAUUUACUGGACUAUUUAAGAUCACUACAUCCCGAAAAGGUAGCUGAGCUAUCAGAACCAACAUCCCCUGAACUUAAAGAAAUAAUCCACUCUGUUGUCCAUGGUCUACUUGCAACCCUCUCUCCAAAGAUGCAUUCUAAGGCACCUCCUUCAUCUGAGAAUACCUCAGCUGGAGCAAUAAAUGUUGGCAGUGAAGAUUGUGCUGAACUACUUGAGAACACGUCACUACAGUUUCAGCCCCUUAUUCUAUUAACACGGGACUACCUAGCACGCCUCCUCUUCUGGUGCAUGCUGUUAGGACACUACCUUAAGGGCCUUGAGUAUCGAAUGGAGCUAACCGAACUUCUUGCCCUGACUAGUGAUCCUGAAGGUGAUACCCCUGAUGGGCAACAAAUUGCCUAAAUGUAUGUCUCCCCCCUUCCUUGCAAUUGUACAUAUAGAAGUGUUGAUAGCAUACAAAAUUUGUUCUUUAUUAUGAAAGACACCGUAGAAGUGGGCUGUUUAUCCUCAAAACAUGUACAUUUUCCUUUAUUGUAAUUUAUAGUGUACUGCCUUUAUCGUUCAUAAUGUCUGUUUAAGUUAUUACAACCAGAGUGCUGCCAAAGGGUACCUUCAUGCUUUGUGAUUCAA
Molecule: messenger RNA, 1472 nt
Organism: Fragaria vesca subsp. vesca
Lineage: Eukaryota; Viridiplantae; Streptophyta; Magnoliopsida; Rosales; Rosaceae
Exons: 6
Coding region: 42-1244 (400 amino acids)
Source: RefSeq, a predicted model, not a curated record